Molecule: messenger RNA, 1522 nt
Organism: Erigeron canadensis
Lineage: Eukaryota; Viridiplantae; Streptophyta; Magnoliopsida; Asterales; Asteraceae
Product: serine/threonine-protein phosphatase PP2A-2 catalytic subunit-like
Exons: 11
Coding region: 185-1129 (314 amino acids)
Biological process (GO): peptidyl-serine dephosphorylation; mitotic cell cycle
Cellular component (GO): cytosol
Molecular function (GO): protein serine/threonine phosphatase activity
Source: RefSeq, a predicted model, not a curated record
AUAAUCUUUGGUUUCACCACCACCUCUCCCUUCUUUUCCCCUCUCACCUCACCACUCCCUCUCUCUCCUUUCUUCACUCUCAUCUUGGAUCCACCCAUCAUUUUCACAGAUCUCUUCAAUUCAUAUCAAAUUAAAAAUAUCUUCAAAAAUUUUAAUUUUUUUUAUUUUAUAAAAUUAUAAAAUCAUGAGCUUGGUGGGUCCAGCUGUAUCUAGUGCGAAUGGAAACGUUGAUGAAUAUAUUACCCAGCUCAUGCAAUGCAAACCCUUAUCUGAACAAGAGGUUAGAGUGCUAUGUGAGAAGGCUAAGGAGAUUCUGAUGGUGGAAAGCAAUGUACAGCCUGUUAAAAGCCCAGUGACAAUAUGUGGUGAUAUUCAUGGACAAUUCCAUGAUCUUGCAGAGCUCUUUCGCAUUGGAGGGAAGUGCCCUGAUACAAAUUAUUUAUUCAUGGGGGAUUAUGUUGAUCGUGGUUAUUACUCAGUCGAAACGGUGACAUUACUGGUGGCCCUCAAAGUGCGGUAUCCUCAACGCAUCACCAUAUUAAGAGGAAACCAUGAAAGUCGCCAGAUUACUCAAGUUUACGGGUUUUACGAUGAAUGCCUACGAAAAUAUGGUAAUGCUAGCGUGUGGAAGACAUUUACGGAUUUGUUCGACUAUUUUCCACUGACUGCAUUGGUUGAGUCUGAAAUUUUUUGCCUUCAUGGUGGAUUAUCUCCUUCAAUUGAGACCCUUGAUAAUAUAAGAAAUUUUGACCGUGUUCAAGAAGUUCCGCAUGAGGGGCCAAUGUGUGAUCUUUUAUGGUCUGACCCAGAUGAUCGGUGUGGUUGGGGUAUCUCACCACGUGGUGCUGGAUACACAUUUGGUCAAGACAUAUCUGAACAAUUUAAUCAUUCAAAUGGCUUAAAGCUCAUUGCUAGGGCACAUCAGCUGGUUAUGGAGGGAUUCAACUGGGGUCAUGAACAAAAAGUAGUGACAAUCUUUAGUGCACCAAAUUAUUGUUACCGUUGUGGGAAUAUGGCUUCCAUUCUUGAGGUAGACGACUGCAAGGGCCACACAUUCAUUCAGUUUGACCCAGCUCCUAGGAGGGGUGAGCCAGAUGUAACUCGUCGGACACCGGAUUACUUUUUAUGAGGUAGCAGGUGCAGUCUCUUUUGGUCCACCUUUUGCCCGUUAGCCACAAUGAUGCGUUAUGUGAGUACCAUGUAAGAUGGGUGGUGAUGCUUCAUUUGGCAUAAACCAAAUGGGGCUGAAACUCCUGGGAAAGAAAUGCAGCAAUCCUUGGGACUCUUUUGCAUCAUCAUCUAGCAGUUCCUUUCAGCUCUGAUUUAUUAUGUCUGUUGUUGGUAGAAGCAUAAAGCUGGGUGAGGAUAUAUAGAAGAAAAACAAUUUAACGUUGUCUUUUUGUUGAUGCCUGAUAUUGUUUUUUUUUUGCUAUAUUUUUUUACUGUAGUUAAUGAACACUUGCUGUUAACUCACUAUUGUGCAUCUGUUGGUAAUUCUUGAGAGGUCUCUGUUGUCCCUUAA